Dunckerocampus dactyliophorus (ringed pipefish) is the source of this 8788-nucleotide messenger RNA. RefSeq names its product DET1 partner of COP1 E3 ubiquitin ligase (gene det1). NCBI's taxonomy places the organism in Eukaryota, Metazoa, Chordata, Actinopteri, Syngnathiformes, Syngnathidae. The record is from RefSeq and is a predicted model, not a curated record. The coding region runs from base 324 to 1982 and encodes 552 amino acids. The transcript has 9 exons. Gene Ontology annotation, cellular component: nucleus; cullin-RING ubiquitin ligase complex. Gene Ontology annotation, molecular function: ubiquitin-like ligase-substrate adaptor activity; ubiquitin protein ligase binding. Gene Ontology annotation, biological process: positive regulation of proteasomal ubiquitin-dependent protein catabolic process; protein ubiquitination.
UUUCGCCCGCAGGCACACUCAUAAACAAACAGCGUUUCCCUUUUCCUCACACAAUGUAUUCAACAUUUAUCAAGCUGUUUGAGAGGAAAAGUGAGCGGUUCGUAUUUGUAAUGCCCGGAAGAUUUUAGUGUCGUAUUUUCCCGGCACAGUGUAAGGUAUUUACUUCGUCGGCCAAAGUUUGCUUCUCCCGCUCACACCUUGGGAACUUGAAAGAUGCUGGGAGAUGCUAGCAGCAGGGUAGCUGGGCAGUGAUGUAGCCAUUCAGCCUCCCAGGCUGUCCCUAAAAACUACCGAAUAAGCAGAACUUUGAGUCAACACUCGCAAUGAUGGACGAGGACACACCCACACUGAAGCCCCGACGGAUCCAGAAUCAGAAUGUGGUGCAUCGUCUUGAGACACGAAGGAUCUGUUCAGGCCGUCCAGGAGCUCACUGGUACAGAGUACGCUGUUUCCACCAGAACCUGUUCCCCAACUUUACUGUGGUCAACGUGGAGAAGCCUCCCUGCUUCCUGAGGAAGUUCUCACCUGAUGGCCGUUGCUUCAUUGCCUUCUCGUCUGACCAGACAUCUCUAGAGAUUUAUGAAUACCAAGGAUGCCAAGCAGCUCAGGACCUGCUAAGGGGCCAAGAGGGUGAGACCCUUCUAACAGCCAAUGACCAGCGCUCCCUCAACAUUCGAGGUCGCCUGUUUGAACGUUUUUUUUCCUUGCUCCACGUCACUAAUGUGGCAUCCAAUGGAGAACACCUCAACCGGGAGUGUAGCCUCUUUACCGACGACUGCCGCUAUGUCAUCGUUGGCUCAGCUGUGUACGUGCCUGAGGAGCCGCCUCCAUACUUCUUUGAGGUGUAUCGCAACAAUGAGUCAGUGACUCCAAAUCCUCGGUCUCCUUUAGAGGACUACUCCCUCCACAUUAUUGACCUCCACACUGGCAGGCUGUGUGACACCAGGUCCUUCAAAUGUGACAAGAUCAUCUUGUCCCACAACCAGGGGCUCUACCUCUACAGAAACAUCCUAGCUGUGUUGUCAGUCCAGCAGCAAACCAUACAUGUCUUUCAGGUAACUGCAGAUGGAACAUUUCUGGAUGUACGGACCAUAGGGCGCUUCUGUUAUGAGGAUGACCUCCUGACUCUUUCGGCCGUUUACACAGAGGCCCAGGCUGAAAGCCAGCUGGGCUUCCCACGCCUCUACACAGAAAAAACCAUCAACUCUCUUAAGCACAGACUACUGGUCUACCUUUGGAGGAGGGCUGAGCAGGAUGGCAGUGCUACUGCCAAGAGGAGAUUUUUUCAGUUUUUCGAUCAGCUGAGGCGACUGAGGAUGUGGAAGAUGCAGUUGCUGGAUGAGGAUCACCUCUUCAUUAAAUACACAAGUGAAGACGUGGUUACACUCAGGGUCACCGACCCCUCACAGCCGUCCUUCUUUGUUGUUUACAACAUGGUGUCUACAGAGGUGCUGGCCGUCUUUGAGAACACCUCCGAUCAGCUGCUGGAGCUGUUUGAGAAUUUCUGCGACCUGUUCAGAAAUGCCACGCUGCACAGCCAGGCUGUCCAGUUUCCCUGCUCAGCCUCCUCCAAUAACUACGCUCGGCAGGUCCAAAGAAGAUUCAAGGACACAAUCGUGAAUGCCAAAUAUGGGGGCCAUACAGAGGCGGUGCGCCGGCUUCUGGGUCAGCUACCCAUCAGUGCGCAGUCCUACAGCAGCAGCCCUUACCUGGACCUGUCCCUCUUCAGCUAUGAUGACAAGUGGGUGUCUGUGAUGGAGAGACCCAAGACCUGCGGCGACCAUCCAAUUCGGUUUUAUGCACGUGACUCCGGCCUGCUGAAGUUUAAGAUCCAGGCGGGCCUGUUGGGUCGACCGGUAAACCAUGCUGUAAGGCGCCUCGUCGCCUUCACCUUCCAUCCCUUUGAGCCCUUCGCCAUUUCUGUCCAGCGCACAAAUGCUGAGUAUGUAGUCAACUUCCACAUGAGGCACGUGUGUGCGUGAGGACUGGAGACUUAGACCAUCGCUUUUCACGACACACAAACCAAAUUAGGAGUACUCUUACUUCAGCAUUCGCUUCACCUCUGCUCCCCCUCAGAGUUAAAAUGGUAAUUGUGCUUUUUCUUGGUGGUCUGCACCACUUUGCUGCCUCUUUUGCCAUACAACAAAGAGGAGAGGCGAGAGUAAGUGCUGAUGGACAUGCCGUAUGCAGAAAGUGCUUCUGAGCAGUAGUUAUCAGGAUCGUGCAUCCAAACGUGGGAGAAAAGACAUUUUAAAAUGAAUAAUUUGUCAUUUUUACUUAUGUUUUUAUGUAUUAUUGAUUGUAUAUAUUUUAUGAUAAUAAAAUUAUCACUUUUUCCAUAUGUAGUGUGCGGUCUGCUAGGUCCCCUACCCCCAACCCCCAGUUUGAACUACUGACCUUUGGACUAAUCUCUCCAGUACAGUGUGGUUGUUUGCUUGUGUGUUUGUUGCCCAUAUGACUCCUUAUUCUGGCCAACAAUGUGUAGAUGUUUUGGUAUGCAUCAGUGGCAUCAUUAGGCCUAUUUUAAAGGGCUGAAGCUUCACUUAAAUAUUCAUGAGCUCUCCUAGUUUUGUUUGAUUUUAAUUUUUGAACAAAAAAAAGUACCGACAAAUUCAAAAGACAGGUCAGGAAACUUAAAUAAUAAUAAUAAUAAUAAUAAAUACUGCGAUUUGCUGGCGACCAGUCCAGGGUGUACUCCGCCUGUCGCCCGAAGUCAGCUGGGAUAGACUCCAGCAUACCCCCGCAACCCUAAUGAGGAAAAGCGGCAUAGAAAAUGGAUGGAUGGAUAAUAAUAACUAAUCAUAUAACUUGUCGUUAUUCACUUAAAUAUGAUCACAACUCCCUUCAUUUCAUAGUGUAAGGUAGAGAGAGCCUGUUUUGUGCGGCAUCUCCACUACAUUCCACUUAUUCAUUUAGAGAAGUCCUACAUCACUGAAAAUCGCUGCGUGUUGUGUUUGCGGUCAUACGUUCGCUCAUAUCCUGUGCAUCUCCUGAGGGCUAAAACUCCCGUGUCCUUAAAACGUAGUGACGUCUCUGGUACCAGUGUGUUUUCUACAGUUCAGCCUUGGUGGAGUGAAUAGCUGAUAGUAUAUACAGAAUAUAAUGUGGCACAAGACUUUUGUAUAUAUGGCGGUCAGGCAGCCAUUAGGCAAAUGCUCUGAAUGAUAAGCAUUUAACAGUCACACACAUGCAAAUUAUCUUGUACACCCCCCCGCCCCCCUUAACCUCUGACAAUCGGGCAGAUCUGAGCAAGGUUGCUAAUACAUAACGCAUGUGUCAUAAACAGACAUGAAGGCACACGUCCAACAGCUGCAAGGGGUCAUGCUGGUAUGAGGAGCAGGUGCUGAGGGAUUAAGUGUACUUCUAGCCUCUGGUUACAAACCAUGAUGAACCUGUGUGUGCGUGUGUGUGUGUGUGUGUGUGUGUGAGCCCGAGAGACUGCCCCACUGUGCUUUAAGGCUAAAAGCAAAUAAGGCAUUCACAGAUGAAAGCAGAUGAAGAAAAUGUCAAAACUGGUUGUACGAGAGGAAAGCAGCAGGCUUUGUGAGCUUUGAUAGCCACUGGCUUUAUGUUGUGGUUUCCUGCUAAAGAUGUGAAACACAAGAAAUGAUUUACUGUGAUUAAGGGGACGAUGUUAUGUCAUUGUCAUUGUAAUGUGUUUGUGUAAGCUGAUGUGUGACAGCGUGCUGUGAUAAUCAUCUAAUUACAGGAAGUGCACACAGCAGGCCCAGAUUGAGGACGCAUUGUUUAGUCUGUGCCGAAAGAUUGCAGGAGAAAACGUGAAUGUUUCUUUGUUGCAGUGUUGCCGUUUGGGCCGUGUUCACACAAGCGACUAACGCGCAUCUUCGACUAAAUUUGCACGAGUAAUUCAAAGCCAUAAUGCUGUUUUUGUCUUAACUGCAACGGAAUCGAAUAUCACACGGCAGAAGCGUCCUAAUUCAAAUCCAAAUCCAUUGUACCAGUCGUCCUCUUAAGAAACAGGUAAACCCAUAGCUUUCGCUUUCACCUUGGUUGCUAUGGUUGCCUGGUCUUUUCUAAUUGCUGUUGUCUUGGCAACAGCACAACCAAUGUAAUCCAGAAAAGGCCACAAUCCUAAAUGUUUCUACUUCCUCCCCUUCUCCAAGCGGUCUCCAAGCACAUGGAGGCUCAUUAAGCAGUAACCUUCAAAUAAAUAUGAUCUUUACAAUUUGUUGUACAGUGAUGUUUUUCUUUCAAACAGUUUGAGUUUGUUACAAACUAUGAAAGGAAGGUUUUCAAUUGUAGGCUAUUGGCUUAACAUUAGUUUAAAAAAAAAUAUGACUCAUAACAAGAUAAAGCUAUUUCCUAUUGGACUAGUUGCCACUGUACACGCAUGAGUAACAGAAGGAGCUUGUUAAGUACGCUUGGUACAGAUUCAACGGAGCAUAUGGAAGUGGUUCUAAACGCUGCGGUGCUCAUCUGGCAUGAAUAUAUACUGGUUGAGCUAAAUCAAUGUUUGUCAAGCAGCAGAUGGGACGAAACGAGGUGUUACCUGUCCAUUAUUGAUGCUAUUUUUACUGAAAGUGCGAACGACCACCUGAUAGCUACGCCGCAAGGCGUGCGUUGGCUUUAAAUUUGUGGAAAAGUGCACGGCGCAUGCUGAAGCAAGAGAUAAUGAUAUGGAUUCAAGGUAGUGACUGAAAUAAAGGUCACGGCAGAUUUACCAGGGUGGAUUUUAUUAUCUCCCGCUCAGACACACCUAUCACCCUCACCCACCCACCCCUUAAUAUAUGAAGCCGACAGGUCCCUUGAUGCCUGAAAAGCCACAAUUCUAUUAGUCUAUAGAUAGCAGCCGUGUUUUCUUUUCUCUCCAGCGCAUUCCUUCCACACUGGGAUUAGCCAUCUAUUGAUUUGAUUGUUUAGUUUAUUAGAAAAAUAUGGUACGGCUGAGAUAACGGCUAUGUAACGUGAAAACAAAGACCUUUAUGUGGACCUUCCUCCAAACUACAAGAAAUAAACUCAUAUGAAACCAAGAUACAUCAUAAAAAUGUGGAAAUUGUGCUGGGUUUUUUUCCGUUUGAUUUAUUUGUCAUGCUGGAGGAACAAUUUGUGGUGCAGCUGAGCUUCGACUGAAUAUUAGACUUGUACAAGCGACAGAGAUCCAAAAUAAGAGAUGUACAAAAAAGAAAAAAAGACAAUGCUUAGUUUGGAUUGACACUGAGAGAGGUAUUCAUUUAACAAAGGCGUUUCUUGUAGUUGUUCACCUGGGUUGCACACAUCUCAGGAGGGAUUUCGAACCUUGAAGAUUUUGAGGCUGUCGCUUGGUAACUGGAUGCUUCUGCUCCUUGCACAAAUCUUCAGUAGUAUUAAAGUCCAGAGACCGGUUAGGCCACGCCAGGGUUUGAAUAUGCUGCUUCUUGAGACACUCCUUUGUUGUCUUGGCCAUGUGUUUCACGACCAAUGUUCGGUUAUCCUCCUUGAUUAUGCCCCACCAGCGGAAAUGUUGCUUGGAGAUCCAGAGCAAGGACGAGUGACUGUCGUAUUUCUUCCAUUUCCACAUCAGUGGUUGCGUCAUUAUUGGUCUCCUUCUCACCGUGCAUCUUACUGAUGGUCUUGUAGCCCAAUGCAGUCUGGUGCAUGUCUCCAAUCUUGUCCCUGAGGUCCUAUGACAGCUCUUUGGUCUUGCACAUGAUGGCGAAGAGGAGCAAACUGUUUCCGCGACAGGUGUCGUUUAUACAUAUACAGUAUGUUGAGCUUAUGAGUAAAGUCGUCCCUCGCCACUUUGCGGUUGGAAUUUCAAGUCUUAACUCUUCUAAAUAUAUUCAUUGCUAAAUCAUGCUGUUUUGUGGUUUAAUAAGGCCUGUGAGUAAAAAAAUAUGCAUAUUCAAGCAAAUUUUAUGUAUUUCUUACCUAAAUUAAGCAUUUUCAAGUAUAAAAAUGGUUAAAUUAACUGCAAUACAAAUGUAAGGCAUUCAGAAGACACAUUCAAAGAUGCUGUGAAUGAUAUGUAGUGUUCUACAAUGGUCACUAUUACUGAAAUGUUGGCUUGUAAUGCGAGUAUGAAUUAUCUCACAACAGGCAUAGGAACCUCUAAUGAAAACACGGGCUACUGUUACUGCAGGAGCCUACGUCAAGCUGAAACCCAACUCUGAACCUCCGAUAUCACUUCCUGUUUACCCGACACUCGGCUCCUCUAGGGAAAACAUUUAUAGCAACACACACAUGCACGAGUAUUAUUUAUUGUGUCUUAAAUUUAGCACUGUUAAUUUAUUAUUAUUAAAUUUAUUAUAGAGGCUCUAAUAAUGUAAAAAAACAUUUAGAAGGUCGUUAACAGGUCUUCUAUGCUCUAAACGAUGAAAAUAUUCUAUUUAUAAAUAAGGAAUCCUACUUCGGACAUUCACUCAUCACAGUCAUCACAGUCUAGAACCAAUGAAGCGCGAUAAACGUGGGAUUGCUGUACUUUCCUCAAGGGACAGCACUAAUUUGUGUGCCUCAUGAGCCCACUGACGGCCUGCGGUGGUCAGAAUGUUUGCUGUUUGGUGGGGGGGAUCAAAUAUUUACCGCACUUUACACAGUCAGAUUUUUGUUGCCAUUCUGUCACCCUCUGUUAAAAGAAAGGUACAUAUCAAUCCUGCAAUUGUUAUGUAUUCACAUAUAAAGCAGAGGCUGAAAUGUCUAUUUCUGUUAGUAUAGAAAGACAUGAAUACCUCUCUGACUGAGCGUUAUCUUGAAUAUGCUCGAUUUUUGAUACAGCUCUUUUGUUGAAUAAAAUACGUUUUGUGGCAGAUUUGUGAUUUUCCGAAUGACAAAAACUUAACUCUGAAAUGACUCUAUAUAAGCAAGCAGUUUCCCAUCGCAUUAGGAUACAUACAUAGUCCUAAUUCCCUCAAUUUGGGACAAACUGUUUCUUUUUUCAGAAAUGAUCACCUCAGAGGUAGCUCACCCUGUGUUGUACACGGGGAUGGUGUGAGGAUCUAAGCUAAAUCCCAGCCCUGCGUAUUUGUUCAUGACGUUAUGGAAGGGACAGACACAGAAUCCACUUAUAUUAGAUCAGAUGGGUCCAUUUUUUUCCCUCAUCUGCCCCUUGUGGUUUCCAGCCAUGCCGUGUUUUGCACUGAUUUUGUAUAUCUGAAUUGAAUUUACUUUGUUCUCCUCCAAUCUCAGCAGCACCUUGUUUGUUUUGUACCCCACCUCUCGCCCCGUCAGCUGGGGUAGGCUUCGCUUCGACUUCCCUGUUUGGGAAGUUUAACUGUACGUGUAUGAUGGCGUAUUGCUGCACUGAAAAAAAAUCAUCAGAGAUUUUGAGAAUUAAGUCGUAAAUUUACAAUUAAAAAGUUGUCAAUUAUGCGACAAAAGGACGUAAUAUUACGAUAAUAAAGUCGUAAAUUUACGUGAAUAAAGUGGGAAUAUCACGUGUCAGAGGGAAAAUAGAGCAUAGAUCUUCAGGAAGGAAGGAAACUUUCCACUUGCUUUUAUUUAUAAGGGGGCAGCAAAACACAGCAGUGGAGCACAAACACAUGUUUAGCCUUUCUCACUUCCGCCGUGCUUAUCCAGCCCCCUCCACAAGCCCAGAGCCAAAGGUCACAUAAGUCCCCCCUUUUCAUAGCUGUCUCAGGCAAUGCCUGUCACAUAAAGUUAUGUUUUUUUCCUUGCAAAUGUACAACUUUAUUCUUAUACUUGUUUUUUCUCGAAAAUGUACACCUUUAUUGUCGUAAAUUUACAACUUAAUUGUGGAAAUCCAUCCAUUUUUUUUAUGCCGCUUAUCCUCACUAGGGUCGCGGGGGCAUGCUGGAGCCUAUCCCAGCUGACUUCGGGCAAGAGGCGGGGUACACCCAGCCAAUGGCAGGUCACAUAUAGACAAACAACCAUUCACACUCACAUUCAUACCUGUGGACAAUUUAGAUGCAUGCAUGUAUUUGGAAACCCCUCCCCCCCCACACACACACACACGGUGAUAACAUGCAGACUCCACCCAGAGAUGCCCAACGGAGAUUCGAACCUGGUCCCCUGACUGUGUGGCCAACAUGCUAACCACUCGGCCACCCUGUUUUAGAUUAUUUAAUCUGUCAACAGCUAUGAAAAGGGGGACUUAUGUGACCUUUGGCCUUGGGCAAAGGUAAUAUCCCGACUUUUUUUCUUGUAAUUUUUUCGUACUUUUUUCUCGUAAAUUUACGACUAUACAACUUUAUUCUGGAAUUUUUUUUCAAUGUGGCCCUAACACUUUGUCAUAUUACGUGCACCCUUUUAAACUGAAAAAGGCGAAAGCUGUUUUGUUUUUUGUAUUAUUAUUAUAAUACAAAAUUAUAAGAUUAUUAGAUUGCCACCAAUUUCCUUAAUUUUGGGGGCUCAAUGAUUGGCCGAUCAUUACUGAUCCUAUCCACUGAUCAUAUCUACCUCCGCCAAGGUCGCAAAGUCAGCCACCGUCCCCUUUUGCUCUGCUAGACUGACAGCUAGCAAUCAAGCUAAGGCUAAAGUUAAAGCCAGCCAAAGCAAAGAGCCAGGCAGUGUCCCGCUGGUAGCGCUCAUGAGCAGAGAAAAGAGAAAAGCUACUAGUAGGAAAACGAUGGACUUCAUUUUCGGUCGCUGUACACUUUAUUGUUGAUAACUCAAAUCAGGUCUGCAGUGGAACUUGUUGUGCAAGUUCUGUUUGUUUAUAAAAUGUGAAAAAUAAAACACUAAAGGAAUUGAUAUAAUUUUGUAUAGUUUUCAUUCUAUUUGAAAGAACUACCUCAUGUGCAGCUUGUAUUGUUUCACAGGUAUCGUUCAAUGUAUUUCAACAAAAUAAAAUUCUAAUUAUAAUGUCAACAAAUGGUAUUCAGAAGCAGUCCAC